GGGGUUUCGAUGCAGUCUCACGACUUGGGGGAUGGCCGCAGCCUGGUGCACGUCAGUGACAUGACCCCAGAUGGAACGUGAAUCUGAAAGUGAAAGCGAAGAGGGCGACGUUUGUGGUAUCAUCGAAGCAGAUGGGUUAUCGCUCGAAGAAUUGCCGGUACAUCAAGGUGCAGCCAAAGGCACAUGGCGAGUAUCUGUGCUACGUGUGCUGUCACCAAGACCGCCGAUCAUUGAAGAUGAAGAUGGUGAUUUGGCCAUGCCGCGGACAGAACUAGGAGGAGAACUUCCACCAGGCCUUCUGGAUUGGCAAAUCCAAAUGGCUCGUUUGGCUUCAUCCCGGCUGGAACGAGUAGGUUUGCAGCUGUGGGCUGGUGCCUUGGUUCUGAGUGAUUUCCUUUUGGCACGGCCAUGGCUGCUACGUGAGCGCCACGUCUGCGAACUUGGCGCAGGCCUUGGCCUUUGCUCUCUCCUUGCCUGCCGCUUGGGUGCAGCCUCAGUACUUUGCACAGACGGCCACCUGGAAGCAGUGGAAAACUGCAGGCAGAAUCUGCAGAGGAAUGGUGUCUCCGUGAAGGAUGCAGAAUAUGCAGAGGCAAACCGAGAGGAUGCCAAUGUAAAGACUGUGAAGGUUGAAGUGCUUAGGUGGGAAGAUCCACCCCCCAUGGAGGAUGAUGUUUGGGCUGCAGAAGUGCUUCUUGCAGCGGAUGUGAUCUAUGAUGCUGCUGCAGCCGAAGCUUUUGCAAAACUGGCAGCCAAGCUCCUGAACACCAAGGCAGAGAGACUCUACAUGUCUUUGGAGAAGAGGGUCUAUUUCUCGUCAGCUACAUUCAAACCUGAAGUCGCGGCUUAUCCACAGUUCCUGGAAGAUUGUGCAGCGCUUGGCCUUGAAGUUGAGCCAGUUGAUUUGUCAUCAGUUCCAGUCCACUUCAAUUAUGUCCGUUCUCGGUUUUACGAGCUCGUUACCAUCACUGCAAAGGGGCGAGCGAGCGUGAAACGGAAGCAAGAGCAUGCGACAGAGGAUGUGCAGUCUGGUGAAGGUGUCAACUGAGCCUGCUG
This is a messenger RNA of Durusdinium trenchii, 1056 nucleotides long. The record is from the annotation of a GenBank genome assembly. NCBI's taxonomy places the organism in Eukaryota, Dinophyceae, Suessiales, Symbiodiniaceae.